Molecule: messenger RNA, 925 nt
Organism: Xenia sp. Carnegie-2017
Lineage: Eukaryota; Metazoa; Cnidaria; Anthozoa; Malacalcyonacea; Xeniidae
Exons: 8
Coding region: 191-925 (244 amino acids)
Source: RefSeq, a predicted model, not a curated record
GAAAAGACCCAAAGUUGAACAUUAGACUUCUUUAGAAAUCUGGACACUCGAAAGCAAAGCCAGGAGAGAUCGCAGUUGUGUUUUUUAUGACUGUGGCGAAUUCCGGCGUGAGUACGAAAAAGGUACAAUCAAAAACAUAAAAUGUUGUUGGAAUCAUCCAGGAAUCUCAGGAAAAAAGGAUUGUGAUUCCAUGGAUUUGCAUGGCGGAAUGACUGUAACACUAGAGCCUUCAAGAAAAGCAAACAUAACUUACCUUUUUACGAAUUUGUAUCCUUUGGACAGAAUUGGUUAUUGUGUGUUUCAUUUGUGGGAUAAAAAAAGCAAAUUUGCUCACACAAUACGCUUCAAUACGGUUUAUGGAGAGAAAGACGACAAAACACUGUUGGGAUCUUUUUACAAUUCUUUUGUUGGAGGAGAGAAUAAUACCAAAAAAUGUGAAACAGUGGAUUUGGAUCCCAGAAAGAAGUGCAAACCAGUAAACUGCGUGCAAAAAUAUAACGGUAAAAGAAAUUUCUUCCGUCGUGAAACAAAAUUAUGCGAGCCGGUUCAUGAAUGUUUUACCAGUAAAGAUGAAGAUGGAUUACCCACAACGGCGUUUGAUAAAGAUCACAACAAAUGUAAAAGUUUAACACAAAAAAAACUAAGUCGAGAAGAGGAGGAAAAUAUGAAGAGACACAUGAAACGUCGCAUGGACGAUGCAGAGAAAGAAAAUACUCACAUAAUGAAUACAAUUCGCUGUAACCAUGGUCAACGUGCUGGUGAUAUUUGUGUUUGCGAUGAUGGUUGGAAAACAGAUACAUCCAAUGUUCCUUUGGGCGAUCCAAAGUUUGUUAAUGAUUGGUGUAAUGUAAGGACGAGAAAAAAACCUUUCUUAUCUUAUCAUUUACAGAAACGUUUUAUGAUAGUUGUAUCCUUUUCACUGUAA